AUGGCGGCGCUCAGCCCCUGGUUGCGUAAGGGACUGUGCGCUGGUCUGUUGGUGCUGUUCGGGGUGGCCGCCGUCCUACUGAUCGUGGUGCUCGCUCGAACUUAUUCCAUGAAGUCUCCUGCGCCAUCCGACAUUUGGGCGCGGAUGGGCGAGCCGCGCAUCGAAGCUAACUUCACCCCCUUGGAGCGACAGGAGCUUAAGGAGGCGCUGAAAGGUGCCAUCAGGUUGCAAACAGUUUCUUUUGCUCCAGACGACCAGAAUACAACAGCCCUGGCAGAGUUCGAGCCUUAUAUUCGUAAAGUCUUUCCUGCAGUGUUUUCUGCCACAUUCAUUCAACAUGAAGUUAUUGGGGAAUAUAGCCACUUAUUCACUAUCCAGGGCUCUGAGCCGCAGCUGCAACCCUACAUGCUCCUUGCCCACAUAGAUGUGGUUCCAGCUUCCCCACUAGGAUGGGAUGUUGAUGACCCUUUCUCCGCUGAAGAACGUGAUGGGUUUAUCUACGGACGGGGAACGCUGGAUAACAAAAAUUCUGUUAUAGGGAUUCUGCAGGCUCUAGAAUUCUUACUGAGACGAAAGUAUAGGCCUCGCAGGUCUUUCUAUAUUGGCCUUGGGCAUGAUGAAGAGGUGGGUGGUGGAAAAGGAGCAGCGAAGAUUGUGGCUGAGCUGGAAUCCAGAGGAGUGCAACUUUCUUUCUUGCUUGAUGAGGGAAGUUUCAUUUUAGAUGGGAUCAUAACUGGAUUAAAGAAACCUGCAGCUAUAAUAGCUGUCACAGAAAAGGGUGCAGUGACAGCAGAACUCAGUGUGACGUCAGCGCCAGGCCAUUCUUCUAUGCCACCUAAGAGGACGAGUAUUGGUAUUCUCUCUGAAGCUUUAGCCAGGUUGGAGCAGCAACCCAUGCCCAAUCUGUUUGGUAAGGGACCUGAAGCCCUUAUGUUGGAACAAUUGGCUCCAGACUUCAACUUCCCUCUCAAUAUCGUCAUGGCCAAUCUGUGGCUGUUUGCACCAGCUGUCAGCAGCUUUCUUGAGCAAACACCCUCUACUAAUGCCAUAGUUCGGACCACCACUGCAAUCACCAUGUUUCAUGGUGGAAUCAAGUCUAAUGUUAUCCCAGCAUCUGCAAACGCAACUGUGAAUUUUCGCAUCCAUCCUGCACAAACAGUUGAUGAGGUACUGGAAAUAGUAAGCAAAACGAUUGAUGAUAAGAGAGUAACGAUAGAAGCAACAAGUGCCUUUGAUCCGCUCCCAGUUAGUCCGUGGGACGACGAGACCUUCGGAGUACAGAUUUUCCGCCAGACCAUUCUGAAUGUUUUCCCAGAUGUUGGCAGUGUGGCUCCAGGCGUUUGUGUUGCAAACACUGACAGCAUCCACUUCACCAACCUCACAAAUGCCACUUAUCGAUUUAAUCCAGUGGUCUUUAAACCCGAUGAUAUGCCAAGGUUACAUGGAUUGAAUGAAAGGAUCUCUAUUGAAAGUUUUGAGAAGCAAGUGGAAUUUCUCUUCCAGCUCAUUCAAAAUUCUGAUAUCGACCCGUCUCAAAAACCUCAUGAGAAUGUUCAUGAACUAAACCAGGGAGCUAUGUCUUUGCUGGUGCUGUGUGCCAUGCAGCUGUGUCUCUUCCCUUUACAGCCACCAGGGGACAUUCUGCAAUAGACAUUCCUCAAGCAGCAAGAAUAAUCCUGGCCAAACUCUGGAAAACAGAACAUCUACCUACAAUUGAAGAAUGCAGGAAAAAGUCCAACAAUUUUAUGUAAUGGACAGACUCUCGCACCAAAUAAAUUUACAACCUGUGGAAAUAUACAUACAAAAAUGGCAGUUGUGGACUAAGUACAUUUUAAAGAACUUUUACCUAGGCAUUCAACCAGUUGAAUAUUAAUGAGAUUUAAAUGUUGUUGCUUGAUACACAAGUAUUGUUGUUCAAGUUUAAUUUCUUUUGUUUUCCUUCUCACUAUGGUGAAGAGAUAAACUCCGUUGUAUUCAGAAUCAACUCAACGACAGUGAUAUUUUUCAUUAGAAGAUAAUAUGGGGAUAAUAGUGUGACUGAAGGUGAAGUUUACUAUGCUGUUAGAGGGGGGAGGGACGGUAGAAGGGGAGAAUGUACAGUAACUGUAUGUCUAGCUGCUCUCAUCCUCUUUAUGUUGAAUUUUAAUUUUGUCACUGUAUAAUUUUAAAUAAAGAUUAUUUUAAAAACUU
This is a messenger RNA of Sphaerodactylus townsendi, 2190 nucleotides long. It is a transcript of the gene PM20D1, whose product is annotated as peptidase M20 domain containing 1. The transcript has 15 exons. The record is from RefSeq and is a predicted model, not a curated record. NCBI's taxonomy places the organism in Eukaryota, Metazoa, Chordata, Lepidosauria, Squamata, Sphaerodactylidae. Bases 1 to 1650 code for a protein of 549 amino acids. Gene Ontology annotation, biological process: amino acid metabolic process. Gene Ontology annotation, molecular function: hydrolase activity, acting on carbon-nitrogen (but not peptide) bonds, in linear amides; metallocarboxypeptidase activity.